GCCUUCGUUGUUGUGUGGGUUUUGUAGAUUUCCCAGGACUGAGUCGGUCUUGUCGAGUCCCCAAGUCUGGCACGUCCGUCCUGAGCCUCGUGUCAGGGCGUAGUUAGCACGAGUGAACCUUUGCCAGCAUGUCAGAGUGGGAAUCUUAUUACAAAAACGAAGACAAUGAAGAGGAAGAUGGGCAAGAGGAGGGCCAUGAGCAUGGUGGUGAAUAUAAAUAUUCAGGAAGGGAUAGUUUGAUUUUCUUGGUUGAUGCUUCAAAGGCCAUGUUUGACUCUCAGGGUGAAGAUGGAUUGACUCCUUUUGACAUGAGUAUCCAGUGCAUCCAGAGCGUGUACACCAGUAAGAUCAUCAGCAGUGACCGUGAUCUCUUGGCUGUGGUGUUCUAUGGCACGGAGAAGGAGAAAAACUCCGUGAAUUUCAAACAUAUUUAUGUCUUACAAGAGCUGGACAGUCCAGGUGCUAAGCGAGUGCUGGAGCUGGACAAGUUCAAGGGGUCAACAGGGAAAACGUAUUUCCAAACCCUGAUGGGCCACGGGGCCGAGUACUCCCUGAGCGAGGUGCUGUGGGUCUGCGCCAACCUCUUCAGCAGUGUCCAGUUCAAGAUGAGCCAUAAGCGGAUCAUGCUGUUCACCAAUGAGGAUGACCCCCACCGUGGCGAUAGUGCUAAAGCCAGUAGGGCCAGGACAAAAGCCGGGGACCUCCGAGAAACUGGAAUCUUCCUUGACCUGAUGCAUCUGAAGAAAGAUGGGGGCUUUGACAUAUCCUUGUUCUACAGAGAUAUCAUCAGCGUCACAGAAGAUGAGGACCUGGGAGUACACUUCGAGGAAUCAAGCAAGCUUGAAGACCUGCUGAGAAAGGUUCGCGCCAAGGAGACCCGGAAGCGUGUGCUCUGCCGGUUGAAAUUCAAGCUCAACAAAGAUGUAGCAUUCACUGUUGGCAUUUAUAACUUGGUCCAGAAAGCCAUCAAACCUCCUCCAGUCAAGCUUUACCGAGAGACAAAUGAGUUAGUAAAAACCAAAACCCGGACGUUUAACGUGAACACAGGCAGUUUACUUCUGCCUACCGACACCAUGCGCUGCCAGGUCUACGGGAAUCGUCAGAUUGUUCUUGAGAAAGAGGAGACAGAAAUGCUGAAGCACUUUGAUGAUCCGGGUUUGGUCCUCAUUGGGUUCAAACCCUCCGCCCUGUUGAAGAGGCACCAUUACUUGAGGCCCUCCCUCUUCAUAUACCCUGAGGAGCACCUGGUCAAUGGAAGCUCCACCUUGUUCCACGCGCUGCUCAUCAAAUGUCUGCAGAAGGACGUCGUGGCUCUGUGCCGGUACACACCCCGCCAGAACAUCCCCCCUUAUUUUGUGGCCUUGAUGCCCCAGGAGGAGGAGCUGGAUGACCAGAAAGUUCAGGUGACGCCUCCAGGCUUCCACCUCAUCUACCUGCCCUAUGCUGAUGACAAACGGAAGGUGCCCGUCACCCACAAAGUCUCAGCGAACCCGGAGCAGGUGGACAAGAUGAAGGCUAUCGUUCAGAAGCUCCGCUUCAAAUACCGAAACGACAGCUUCGAAAAUCCUGUGCUCCAGCAGCACUUUCGGAACCUGGAGGCCCUGGCCCUGGACUUGAUGGAGCCAGAGCAGGCAGAAGACCUGACAAUGCCCAAGUUGAAAGAAAUGGAUAAAAGACUGGGCCCUUUGGUGGAUGAAUUCAAGGACCUUGUCUACCCACCCGACUAUAGUCCUGAGGGGAAAGCUUCAAAGCGAAAACAAGAUGAUGAGGGUUUCGGAAGCAAAAAGCCCAAAGUGGAGCUGUCCGAGGAGGCAUUGAAGGUCCACGUGAGCCAGGGCACACUGGGUAAGCUCACUGUGCCCAUGCUAAAGGAGGCCUGCAGGAUAUGCAAGCUCAAGGCAGGCACCAAGAAGCAGGAGCUACUGGACACACUCACCAAGCACUUAAAGGCCUGAGGGCCAGCAGCCAGCUCAGGUCCUGUUCCUUCAGCACUGGAUUCUGUUGCCGUGGAGACAGGAUA
Molecule: messenger RNA, 2020 nt
Organism: Suncus etruscus (white-toothed pygmy shrew)
Lineage: Eukaryota; Metazoa; Chordata; Mammalia; Eulipotyphla; Soricidae
Gene: XRCC6
Product: X-ray repair cross complementing 6
Exons: 13
Coding region: 129-1955 (608 amino acids)
Biological process (GO): double-strand break repair via nonhomologous end joining; cellular response to X-ray; cellular response to gamma radiation
Cellular component (GO): nucleus; Ku70:Ku80 complex
Molecular function (GO): DNA helicase activity; damaged DNA binding; telomeric repeat DNA binding
Source: RefSeq, a predicted model, not a curated record